Molecule: messenger RNA, 2334 nt
Organism: Tetrahymena thermophila SB210
Lineage: Eukaryota; Ciliophora; Oligohymenophorea; Hymenostomatida; Tetrahymenidae
Product: Serine/Threonine kinase domain protein
Exons: 10
Biological process (GO): protein phosphorylation
Molecular function (GO): ATP binding; protein kinase activity
Source: RefSeq, a predicted model, not a curated record
AUGUAGAAAGAAAACGAACUAAUUGUAGGUGAUAUUUCUGAAUCAAGUAGAAAUAACUCCUCCAACCCAUCUUAGGAAGAAAUCUAGCUUUCUUAUAUUUAAUAAAACCGUAGGAUGUUUCAAAGAUCAGGUGCUAUCAAUAUUUAAACUCCUAGUAGAAAUAGUAAUAGUGGAGUAGCAGUGAGACAAUCUAGAUUUUGCAAAACUUAAGUAUACUCGUCGGAGCAGAGUUAAGAAUAACUUUUAUAAAUACUUAACGCUAAAAAAAGUUAGCGUGAGAAGAUACUGGAGCAAAAUACUCCGCUAUCUUCUAAGAAUGGUAGAAGAGGAUCACUUAAUAUAUAUUCAAAAUUAGAAGCUCUAGGCCAAAAGAAUUAGACCCUCACGAAAUUAAAGACCUAAAGCGACCUUGAUAGCAAUGAUGAGGAAGAAAAUUUUGAAGAGAAAGUAAGUAAAUAUACUCUUUAUGAAAUUGCCAAAUAAAGCAGUAUCUAAGAGUUAGAUGAAGAUACUUUUUAGAAGAAUUAACACUCAGUUUUUGCAGUUCCCUCGCAUUAAUAAUUUAUCUAGGAUUAAAAUCUAGAGGUACCUGAAGAGGAUUCUUCUGAUGAAGAUGCAAAUGACCAAGAACAAUAAUUGAACAAUUCAAAAGUUAACAAUUUGCCUCCACCCUCCUAACUAAAGUCGAACUAUCACUAGCGUGUAAAAUCCAUGAUGUCUGGAACUUAAGAAAAAACUAAAUAUAGUCCAUAGAGAAAUUCUCUUUAAGAUGCUCUUUAAAAUAUAAUUUAAAAACAUGAAGCCAGGCCAAUGAAGUCUAGAAAUCUAAGUUAAGUUUCUCCGCUAUAAAAAUAAAUUUUCUAGCAGAAAAUUAUGAGUAUAAAUAACUUUAACAUGCCUUCACUAUCUCCUGAGUGUUCACCAAUAAAUGGCUAUGAUGACUUAGUAGAUGACCAUAAUGAAACUUAGUUUUCUUUAUAAUCUAUGCAGCGAACUGAGUUAGAAAUUGCAGAAUUAGACUAGCUUAACCAAAUUAAGGAAAAUAUUUAAUUAAAGUAAAAAAUGUCACAUCAACAUGAAUGCUAAAUGGAUAGAAGAAAUGCUCACGAGAAUGAAAAUCUAAAUAAAUCUCAUGAAAUCAUUGGUGAGAGGAGAGGAAAUUAAAAAAGGACAACUUUUCGUUCAUUGUCAAAUAGAAGAAUAGUAAAGGAAUCGACAUUAAUCCACAAAAGCAAGAUAAAUGGUUAGAAGACAAUGAAUCAAUACGAGAUAGGUAGUGUCCUAGGAGAAGGUUAGUAUGGAAAAGUUCGCUAUGCAAAGGUAAAAGAUGAAAAUGGAAGCUUUUAAGAGUUUGCCAUAAAAUACUUUAAGAAAUAAUAACUGAAAAAGAUGAAGUAAUUUUAUAAAGAUGAAAAAGGCAGGACUAAAAUAUUCACUGGAAUAUAGACUGUUUAAUCUGAAAUAGCUGUGAUGAAAAAGCUUGAGCAUGAGAACAUAGUUAAGCUAUACGAAGUAAUUGAUGACACAGAAAAUGAUAAAAUCUACUUAGAAAUAGAAUACUUUGCUUAAUCAUAAACGGAAUAUAAGAAUAGUGAUUUGGUAAAAGAAAAGGUUUUCUUUAUAGAAGAAUAUCUUUUACGUAAAAUAUUCAGAGAUUGCUUAAAAGGUCUGGGAUACUUACAUUUCAAUGAUGUUAUUCAUAGAGAUUUGAAACCUUAAAAUAUUUUAUUCACCUAAAACGGAACAGCAGUAAUUACUGAUUUCAGUAUUUCCUUAAUAUUGGGUGAACAGAAAGUUCUCAAACAAGAUCAAGGAACUCUCUGUUUUAUGGCGCCAGAGCUUAUUGACAACGAAAAAAAUGUUGAAAAGAAUAAUGACUUCUACAAAAGAGCUGAUAUUUGGUCUUUAGGUGUGACAUUCUUUUGUUUUGUAUUUUACACUACUCCUUAUAAAAGCACCAAUUUAGAAGAUCUGUUCAAUGAAAUAUCAACUACUGAUCUUCAAUUCCCCAAAACAAGAAGCAUUUCCUUUGGCUUAAAAUUGAUUUUAAAAUCUAUGCUGAAUAGUCAUCCUUUAGAGAGAAUUACUUUAGAUGAAUUGAUUGAUGAUGAAUGGGUUAAUGAUGGAUACAGCAGUCUCUUGAGAGAUGAAAUAGAACUGCAGGAAAAGGUCGUCAUAUCAUAGCAAGAUAUAAAAUAAGCUAUGGUCCCGAAAAAUGAAGUUGCAUUUAUUAAUGGAUCAAUAAAUUCUAUAAAUUCCUCGUCUAUGAUUAGUUAUUCUGCUAUUGAUUCCUGCAAAUCACUUUAAUACGAUACUGUGACUUAUCAUGAAUGA